CGGACAUACUUCAUCAGGACAAACCGGGCAAUUAAUCUGUUGAUCACAUACGCAUUGAACACGUGUAAGCUUCCUUGUACUUUGAGGAUAACGAUUUCGUCGUCUCCAGUCAUAUCUUCCAUUCAUUAUAUCCACAGAGUGUUCGCUGUCACUACACUGAUCACGUUCAUGGCUCUGCAUGAGUCUUUAGCCUAUGCGGCGUUCUUCUUCAUCCUGGUUCGACUAUAUUCUUGCUCAUUCAUGUCAACCCUCAACUCUCGGAGCAUCGUUCGACAACAGCUCAACGGCAGGGAUGACGAAGUGGUCACAGUGUCCAAAUUUGCUGCAGCGGAAGCGCAAGCAUCUCAAUUGGGGGAUCAAGCCGUCGGUGGCUUUGCGGGAGGAGUCAGCGGGUGA
This is a messenger RNA of Heterobasidion irregulare TC 32-1, 396 nucleotides long. RefSeq lists its product as uncharacterized. The transcript is spliced from 5 exons. The annotation marks the transcript as partial. The record is from RefSeq and is a predicted model, not a curated record. Lineage: Eukaryota; Fungi; Basidiomycota; Agaricomycetes; Russulales; Bondarzewiaceae.